Pseudovirgaria hyperparasitica is the source of this 3204-nucleotide messenger RNA. RefSeq names its product Na(+)/Li(+)-exporting P-type ATPase. Gene Ontology annotation, biological process: intracellular calcium ion homeostasis; calcium ion transmembrane transport. NCBI's taxonomy places the organism in Eukaryota, Fungi, Ascomycota, Dothideomycetes, Acrospermales, Acrospermaceae. The record is from RefSeq and is a predicted model, not a curated record. The transcript has 4 exons. Gene Ontology annotation, molecular function: ATP hydrolysis activity; ATP binding; P-type calcium transporter activity. Gene Ontology annotation, cellular component: plasma membrane. Bases 1 to 3204 code for a protein of 1067 amino acids.
AUGCCUGAAGAAAAGCACUCUGCAAACACACUCCCAGGCCAUGGCAAUUGGCCUUUGCAGAGGCCCGCCCACGCCCUCACCUAUGACGAGGUCACAGGCAAACUACAGGCCGACCUAGACGACGGCCUGUCGCCCACCGAGGCCACGACCCGUCUCGAGAAGCACGGUCGAAAUGAACUGGGCGAUGCCGGCGGCGUGCAGCCCGCAAAAAUCCUGCUCCGGCAGGUUGCCAAUGCAAUGACUCUAGUCCUGAUUAUGGCCAUGGCCGUCAGUUUCGGCAUCGGCUCAUACAUUGAAGGCGGCGUCAUCACCGCCGUCAUCGUCCUGAACGUCGUCGUCGGCUUUUGGCAAGAGUUCAACGCCGAGAAGACCAUGGACUCGCUGCGAUCACUCAGCUCUCCUACCGCCAGCGCUGUCAGAGGGGGCGAGAACGUCGUUGUUCCGACCGGUGAGAUUGUCGUUGGCGACCUCGUCGAGCUCAAGACUGGCGACACGAUUCCUGCCGAUAUCAGACUCGUUCAGGCUCUCAACUUUGAGACAGACGAAGCUCUGCUGACAGGCGAGUCUCUCCCCGUUCAAAAGAAUGCACACGAUGUCUUUGCCGACGACACCGGCCCUGGCGAUCGCCUCAACGUCGCCUACAGCUCGUCCACCGUGACCAAAGGCCGUGCCAAGGGCAUUGUUUUUGCCACCGGAAUGCACACUGAGAUUGGGUCAAUUGCCGCUGCUCUGCGCGCCAAGGGCUCGCGAGUACGACCGGUCAAGCGGAAUGACCAGGGCAAAGCUGGCCCUCAUCGAUUCGCGCAAGCAUACACUCUGACUGCUUCCGAUGCUGUCGGCCGCUUUCUCGGUGUCAACGUCGGCACGCCUCUCCAGAAGAAGCUGUCCCGGCUUGCGAUCCUGUUGUUUGGCAUUGCCGUCAUCUGCGCCAUCAUCGUUCUUGCUGCGAAUGGAUUCUCGUCCAACCGGGAGGUCAUCAUCUACGCUGUCGCUACCGGCCUGAGUAUGAUACCGGCUUCCUUGGUUGUCGUUCUGACUAUCACGAUGGCCGCCGGUACCAAGCGUAUGGUCGAGCGUCAUGUCAUCGUUCGCAACCUCAAGUCGCUAGAAGCGUUGGGUGCUGUCACUGAUAUCUGCUCCGACAAGACCGGCACCUUGACUCAGGGGAAGAUGGUAGCGAAGAAAGCUUGGAUUCCCGCCAUCGGCACCAUUUCAAUCGACAACACCAGCGAGCCACACAAUCCGACCGCUGGGUCAAUCGCUCUCGCUCCACAGGCACCGCGCGAAAAGACCAGUGCGUCUGGCAAGGACAUCACCGAACCCCAGAAUUUCGUCGAAGCAGAAAUCCAUCUGCAAGAAUUCCUCAAUGUCGCAUCUCUAGCCAAUCUCGCGACUGUCCACAAGAACGCCGAGGACAAGUGGCAUGCACGAGGUGACCCGACCGAAAUUGCCAUACAGGUCUUCGCUUCACGUUUCGGGUGGAACAGGUCGACCUUGACAUCUGCCGAAUCAUCAACAAGCUGGAAGAGCGUUGCAGAGUUUCCGUUCGAUUCCGACAUCAAGAAGAUGUCUGUCCUGUUUCAAGACACCAGCACCCAAGACAUGGCAGUGUUCACCAAAGGCGCCGUAGAACGACUAUUGGAUUCUUGCACCACUCUGUUCAUGCCCGACGAGACCGACGGCACUGCUGAGAUGACUGACGGCAUACGUGACGACAUCCUGGAAAACAUGGAAGCCCUUGCAGCCCAGGGGCUCCGCGUGCUCGCAUUGGCAAGCCGUAAUUGCGGCCAGGACAUCAACACAGACAAGGACAUUGACCGCAACACACUCGAAACAGAUCUCACAUUCCGCGGACUGAUCGGCCUCUACGAUCCUCCACGACCGGAGUCUGCCGCUUCGGUCCGCGAGUGUCGCAAGGCUGGCAUUGACGUGCACAUGCUCACCGGUGAUCAUCCCGGGACGGCCAGAGCUAUCGCAAUGGAAGUUGGGAUCCUGCCGCAUCGGUCGGAAUCCCUGUCCAGAGCUGUUGCAGACUCGAUGGUCAUGACUGCAAAGGAGUUUGACAGGCUGUCUGACGAUGAGAUUGAUGCUCUUCCACUCCUACCUCUCGUCAUUGCACGCUGUGCCCCCAACACAAAAGUCCGCAUGAUCGAGGCAUUGCACCGCCGGAAGAAGUUUGCCGCCAUGACCGGCGACGGCGUCAACGACUCACCGUCCCUGAAGCGCGCAGACGUAGGCAUAGCCAUGGGCCAAGCCGGCUCCGACGUCGCCAAAGACGCCUCCGACAUCGUCCUCACCGACGACAACUUCGCCUCCAUCCUCAACGCCAUCGAAGAAGGCCGCCGCAUGUUCGACAACAUCCAGAAAUUCAUCCUCCACCUGCUCGCCGAGAACAUCGCGCAAGCCUGCACCCUCCUCAUCGGCCUCGCAUUCAAGGACUCCUCCGGCCUCUCCGUCUUCCCCCUCGCCCCCGUCCAAAUCAUCUGGGUCAUCAUGAUCACAAGCGGCCUGCCAGACAUGGGCCUAGGCUUCGAGCGCGCCGCCCCAGACAUCAUGGCCCGCCCGCCCCAGCGCCUCACCCGCGGCGUCUUCACCCCAGAGAUCCUGCUCGACAUGCUCGUCUACGGCCUCUGGAUCGCUGCGCUCUGUCUCGCCGCCUUCGCCCUCGUCCUCUUCGCCUUUGGCUCCGCCGACCUCGGCGAAAACUGCAACGCCGCCUACUCCCCCCGCUGCGACACCGUCUUCCGCGCCCGCGCUACCUGCUUCGCCUGUCUAACCUGGUUCGCCCUCUUCCUAGCCUGGGAAAUGGUGGACCUGCGCCGCAGCUUCUUCCGCAUGCAGCCCGGCGGCAGGAGCAGCAGCACGAAGUACCUCCUCACCCAGUGGAUACACGACGUGCGACGCAACAAAUUCCUCUUCUGGGCCAUCAUCGCAGGCUUCGCGACCAUCUUCCCGACGCUCUACAUUCCCGUCGUCAAUCAUGACGUCUUCAAGCACACGGGCAUUACGUGGGAGUGGGGCAUCGUGUUCGUCGAGACGGUGCUGUUUUUUCUGGGCGUCGAGCUUUGGAAGUGGGCGAAGCGGGUUUGUUUUCGGAGAUGGGCUGGUGGGUGGAGGAGUGGUGGUGGGUUGUUGUGCGCGGGAGGAGGAGGAGAGGGCGAAGGCGGCGGCGGCGUUCUGGUCGAUGAGGAGAUGGGCGAGUGA